This is a messenger RNA of Carassius auratus (goldfish), 2400 nucleotides long. RefSeq names its product coiled-coil domain-containing protein 9. The coding region runs from base 192 to 2012 and encodes 606 amino acids. NCBI's taxonomy places the organism in Eukaryota, Metazoa, Chordata, Actinopteri, Cypriniformes, Cyprinidae. The transcript is spliced from 13 exons. The record is from RefSeq and is a predicted model, not a curated record.
ACGUUCACACCCGUUCUGGAAGUGGAAGCUGUUAUCAACGGAAGUAGAUUGAGUAACGUUACUAGUCGGUCUAUGGUCGGUCUCCGCUGAUCGACUGCACCUUACAGGCCAUUUUUAGGGACCCCGCGCUUUCUAGAGGUUCAGGGAUUUCUUCAGCUCUCCACCUUUCGCUUUAAGACAGGCUUUCAGCCAUGUCUACUGUGGUGGAUCUAAAGACGAAGGAGGAGAAAGAUGCUGAGCUGAACAAAAGGAUUGAAGCUCUGCGGAAGAAGAAUGAGGCUUUGGUCAAGAGAUAUCAGGAAAUACAGGACGAUAAGAAAAGGGCAGAAAAGGAGGGCAUCGCUGUGACAACACCUCGCAAACCCCGCCCUCACGAGCCUGAGUCUGAACGGAGAAAGACUGAAAAGGAGAACUUCUCCGUGACAGCUGACUUGUCCAAACCAGCUGCGGAGAGGCGUGUGGUAAAUGACAGGAAACCAGCUAGUCAUCGUGGUGACCAGGGCCCAGAAGAAGAGGAGACUGGUCUGCCUCAUGGUGAGAGUCCUUCCCACAGAACUGGAUCGGGCCGGCUGAGCCGAGGUGGCCACCGUGGCGGAAGAAGAGAGCCUCGUUCAAACAAAGGAGAACCAUGGUGGGAGAGGCAGCCUCAGGAGGGUGAAGGUGGAGAGGGUCCAGCUCAUACUGAACGCUCCUCUAGAGGAGGGCAGAGAGGAGGAAGAGGUGGAAGAGGAGCGCAAGGAGGAACGGGCUCGGACAGGAAAUCAAAGGAGUGGGAGGAAAAAAGAAGACAGAACAUAGAGAAGAUGAAUGAAGAGAUGGAAAAGAUUGCUGAAUAUGAAAGAGGCCAAAAGACUGAUGUAGAGAAGAACCCCAUCAGAAACUUCCUUGAUGACCCACGGCGUAGUGGGCCGAUACUAGAAACUGACCGCAAGGAGGGAAGCCGGCGCCACGUGCGCAACUGGGGUGGGGUUGACUUUGACAGUGUGAAGGCUGGUGCUGAGGUUGAGAAAGAAUGGACGAAUCGUAGGCCAAGCGGUAAAGGCUCAGGGGAUAUGACUCUGUCCAUGACUGGCCGAGAAAGAGCCGAGUAUCUCCGCUGGAAAAAGGAGCGAGAGCAGAUUGAUGAAGAACGAAUGGCUCGUCACCGUAACGCCACUGGCCAGUGGAGACGAGAGUGGGAUGCCCAGAAAACAGAUACAAUGUUCAAGGAGGACUCAGCUGUGGCUGGAGAGGGCACACAAGAACAAAGCAACAGGAGAGAAGAUAACAAGAGGCCGCCCAAGGCACCAACCUUCGGGGACUACUUGGGACAGGGCAAACCCAGACAGGGAGGCCAUGGACAAGGGAAGGGUCGUGGUCAAGGCAAAAGCUACAGCAUGCAUGAUAAUCGGUGGGAAGGGGAAAAUGAAGAGGAGAAAGGAAGAAAGGAGGAGCAAGAGAAGGAGAAGGAUGAAGAGAAGGUCAAAGACAAGGAAAACAAGAACAAAGAUUGCACCCUCAAGGCUCCAUUGUCAGACAAGAAAUCUGAUGAAGGAGGCCUCGCUGAAGAUGAUGAUGAGUGGGAGGAUGCCAGCGAUGGUGAACAGGAAGAUGUGGAAGAAGAUGAAAAGGCAGAUCACGAGAAAGACUCAAAAGAUGCUAAACCAACAGAAAAGACCCCUACCUCUGCUGCAACCUCUAGUCCCAGCCCAAAAAAACAACGUACCCCAAGACCCAAAGUCCACAUUCCUUCCCCGCAGGAGACACUCAGUACACCAGAGGGACCCGAACCGCUCAGCCCUUUCUCCCCUCUGGAUGGCCACCAGCCUGUGUCAGACUGGGGUGAAGAAAUGGAGAUGCUUUCUCCUAAGAGCAUUCUGGAUGAGAGCCCUCUGAGGCCCAGCAGCACUGAAAGCAGUCCAGCUCAACCUAAGAACGAUCCAGCUGAACAUAACAAGACCGCAACCCCCAGCCAGCCAGAAGAACCAGAAAGAAAAGAAAGUGCAUCUACAGAAUUGAGGAACCACUCCUGAGUGUUUUGUGUUUCAUGAAUGUUUGCUAUCGUAUCCUCCUUUGCCAAAGGCUCAACCCUGACACUCAGUCAUUUGGGAUCUCUAUCCUUCUUCACACGGCUCCUCCUUACUGCCAUUACAUCAUACCAGUUUAUUAUGCAAUUAACUGUUCAUUAGCAGCUAAUGGGUGGAUGUGCUUUAUUGCCAGUUUCCUCAUUUCCACUGUCCACAUGCACUCUGGAAAUCACCACAAACUAAUGGCUCGGUAACAAGAUUGUUGCAUUUCCUUUCAUUUGAUUACUCUGCUAGCCUGUUUAACAGGAGGAAACGUCCAUGAAAACAUGUUUAUUUCUAAAAAUGCUUUUAUGAGGAAGCCGCAUUAAACUUUCUGGUCAGAAAAUGUUUUCAU